AUGUUGGAAGUAAAUGAUUUCUGGGUAAAUGUUGUUUCUUAUGCUGUUUACAACAAAUCCACAGCUCCCACCUGUAAAGAUGGAAUAAAUGCUACCUGGAACUUCACCUUGAUUAAUAAACAGAUGAAUUGGUUUGAUGCUCAGAACUACUGCAGACACAGUUACACAGACCUGGCCACUGUGAGGAAUGAAGAAGAUAAUAACUUGAUACACAAAAUGGUUACAAGUGGCACUUGGGCAUGGAUUGGCAUGUUCCAGGACACAUGGGAAUGGUCAGACCUGUCAAACUCCUCAUUCCGUAACUGGAAAAAUGGCCAAAAUGACAAUAAUAAAAACACAUGUGCUUUAGCACAGGUCACCUGGCCUGGGACAUGGGAUAUGACACCAUGUGAUGAAAAGCACCCAUUCGUAUGCUAUGAUGAUAACCUGAUCUUAGUAAACAGAACCAUGACCUGGAAUGAAGCCCUGAAUUACUGCAGAACGCACCAUUCAGACCUGGUGUCUGUCCACAAUGAGGAGAUCCAGUACUGGGUCAGUAGGAGGGCUGAGAAGGCCUCCACUGAUCAUGUCUGGCUGGGGCUGCGCUUCUCCUGCUACCUGAACCUGUUCUGGAUCAGUGCAGAAAAUGUUCGCUACCAGAACUGGGCCCCAAACAACAUAUUCAACAGUAACUUGUGUGGAACCACAGGGGCAGUACAAUCUAAAGACCCACAUUACUGGGUCAGCCUGCCUGAGACUAAGGAGCUCAACUUCAUCUGCACCAAAUAUCCAAUUCUUACAGGAAAGAGAACAGUGGUGAGACUGACUGUCAGAACUGAUGGAAAAGUAAAGGAUCCUGCAUUCAGCAGCCUUCUGUUAAUGCAGUUAAAGGAGAAACUGAUCAGCGCAGGCAUGUCAGAAAACACCACACUAUCCUGGAGGACUCAACCUGAUGGCCAAAUCUUCCAUCUAAAGGAUGAAAGAGCAUAAAUGACAAGGUGUCUGUGAAUUUGGAAGAGAUGAAUUCUCUGUGUGUCUGGAAUUGCAGAGGGAUCUGUGGACCAUAGCAGCCCAAUAUUCAUUAAUUUGCACAUGACAGAAAGAAAUUUUAGCUUUAGUGAAUUCAAGACAAUGCAAGCUUGCAACAUGUGAGGGAUUGUCUAUCCUUCUGCAUCUGCAUAAGAAACUUUCAUUUGUGCUGAUCCUGAAACAAAUAAUUGCUAACUGCAUUUCAAGCCUCACGGUGCUCACUGCUUUCUUGGUGUGUUUCAGUUUAAUAGAUAAUGAACAUUUAGAAAUAAAAUAAUUACCGUAGCCUAGUGGUGUGCGAUACUACAA
This is a messenger RNA of Paramormyrops kingsleyae, 1317 nucleotides long. The record is from RefSeq and is a predicted model, not a curated record. NCBI's taxonomy places the organism in Eukaryota, Metazoa, Chordata, Actinopteri, Osteoglossiformes, Mormyridae.